Molecule: messenger RNA, 1404 nt
Organism: Nycticebus coucang (slow loris)
Lineage: Eukaryota; Metazoa; Chordata; Mammalia; Primates; Lorisidae
Gene: YPEL5
Product: yippee like 5
Exons: 3
Coding region: 335-700 (121 amino acids)
Source: RefSeq, a predicted model, not a curated record
GGUGGGCCGAAAAGCAAAAGGGAACUGCAGUGGGGGAGGGUGAGCCAGAGAAGGGGCGGGGCUCAGCGGAAGGGGCAGGGUGCCGAGGAGAGAGGCGGGGCCUAGAAAUGAAGGGCGUUCCGGGCCAACCGGGAGCGCCGACUCCUAGAGGGCGGAGCCACAGCGGAUGAUUGACGCUGAGGCCCAAGCAAGGAGAGGCGGGGCCAAGGCCUGGGCCUGACUAAACCUGGAGACUCGGGUGGCUGAGGGGCUUCUACCUAGCUGAGGAGCGAAGAGCCGCUGGCGGCCGCAGAUCUCACCGCAGGUCAGGGUUUUUAGAACUUCAGUUAUAAAAAUGGGCAGGAUUUUCCUUGAUCAUAUUGGUGGUACCCGACUGUUUUCUUGUGCAAACUGUGAUACGAUCCUGACCAACCGCUCAGAACUCAUCUCCACUCGGUUCACAGGUGCCACUGGCAGAGCGUUUCUUUUUAACAAGGUAGUUAACCUGCAAUACAGUGAAGUUCAAGAUCGGGUCAUGCUCACUGGCCGCCACAUGGUUCGAGAUGUGAGCUGCAAAAACUGCAAUAGCAAACUGGGAUGGAUCUAUGAGUUUGCCACUGAAGACAGUCAGCGUUAUAAGGAAGGCCGUGUGAUCCUGGAACGUGCUCUAGUUCGAGAGAGUGAGGGCUUUGAGGAGCAUGUACCAUCUGAUAACUCUUGAAGAAAAAGAGAGAAAUCCAUCUUUUCCCAGGUCUCCUUCACUGAAAACAAAAAUCUACUUACAUACACUGUCACCUUAGCAUCAGAGUCGGAUUCAUGAACUGCGGAACAAGAGGUUGUGAGAAUAUAAGAUGGAACCUUUCUUUCUUUUUUUUUUUUUUUUAAUUUUGUAUUUUCCAUCCAGCAGCAGUGUGUAGAGAGAAUAUUAUGCAGAUGCCGUUAAUUUUUUUCCCUAUGUUUACAUCUUGAAGCAGAAGAGUCUGCAGCUAUGUGGUGGGCUAUGUAAGGAAAAAUAUCUGGGCUAUUAGAGUGAAAAAGUGUGUUUUAUGUAAAUUUUGAAAGGAAAAUAUGUCAAAAGCAUGGUUUUUAAACUUGGGCUUCAUUUUAAAACUUUUUUUUUUAAACCAGUUAUUUCACUUGAUUUGCUGGCUUCAGAGAAGAGAUCCGAACCUGUGCCCAGCGCUAAAGGCUCAGUGUUAGCAUGGCUUGUGCUGGCCGGCGUGCCAUAUUCUUGUUGGAGAUGAACCGUAGCACCAGAGCCCAUUCUUCCCUUGUCAGUCUUGACCCAAAGAUGUCACCAUUCCUAGUUAUUUGUCACCACAUAAUUGGUGUUGAUUGGAAACUUUUCUGAAAUGGGCAGAAUUGCUUGGUUGUCUUUUUUCCAUGUAACUUAAGCAUAGUAAUAUAAAUAAAGUAAUAGUUGGA